Messenger RNA from Olea europaea var. sylvestris, 414 nucleotides. RefSeq names its product 14.7 kDa ribonuclease H-like protein. The record is from RefSeq and is a predicted model, not a curated record. Gene Ontology annotation, molecular function: RNA-DNA hybrid ribonuclease activity; nucleic acid binding. The transcript has 2 exons. Lineage: Eukaryota; Viridiplantae; Streptophyta; Magnoliopsida; Lamiales; Oleaceae. Bases 1 to 414 code for a protein of 137 amino acids.
AUGGCUGGGAGAGUAAAGAUCAAUGUAGAUGGGAGUAGUUUGGGAAACCCAGGCCAAGCAGGUGGAGAGGGAAUGAUUCGCAAUGAUAAAGGGAUGGUGCUAGCGGCGUUUGCCACUAACUUUGGGAUAGCAUCAAAUAAUGAAGCUGAGCUGAGAGCUAUUAUUGAAGGACUUAAACUUUGCCAGCAUAUAGGAUGUUUUCAUGUUGAUAUUGAAUGUGAUUCCAAGAUUGUUGUCGAAUGGAUGUUGAAACGCAAAUGCACAGUUUGGAAAGGCAAUCAAGUGGCGGAUUUAUUAGCAAAAAUGGGUGCACAAGGGUUAAUGCAGAGAUUUACAUCUUGUGGUGACUUGCCUGAGCAGGCUCGAGGACUUGUUCGGUUGGACCGCAUUGGAGUUCUCUAUUUACAUAAGUGA